AUGAGCGUACUUGCACCACCUCCCAAAUCCCGCCUUGGUCGUUACCGGGUCCUCGCACCCUCGGCGGCAGUCAAGGUAAGUCCACUAUGCUUGGGAGCAAUGAACUUUGGAGACAAAUGGGAAGCGAGACUCGGCAAAUGUGAUAAAGAGACGUCUUUCAAAAUCUUGGAUACAUACUAUGAGAAUGGCGGCAAUUUCAUCGAUACUGCUAGCAACUACCAGAAUGGAGAAAACGAGAUGUGGAUCGGCGAGUGGAUGGAAAAGCGCGGAAUUCGUGACGAAAUCGUCCUGGCAACCAAAUAUACCUCGCCGUGGCGCAAGCACAAUGAAAAUGAGCUGCAGGCCAACUAUGUCGGAAACAACGCGAAGAGCUUGAAGGUCUCCGUGGAGGCCAGCCUGAAGAAGCUGAAGACCGAUUAUAUCGACUUGCUGUACGUCCACUGGUGGGACUUUAGCACGUCUAUCGAGGAAGUCAUGAACUCCCUCAACCAGCUGGUAACCUCCGGAAAGGUCCUUUACCUGGGUAUCAGUGACACCCCAGCCUGGAUCGUGAGUAAAGCAAACCAAUACGCUCGCGACCAUGCUCUCCGCCCCUUCUCAGUCUACCAAGGGCAAUGGAACGCCGCUCGCCGCGACUUCGAACGUGAAAUCAUACCCAUGUGUGCAGCAGAAGGCAUGGGCAUCUGCCCCUGGGGCGCAAUUGGUGGUGGAGCUUUCAAGACAGCAGCUCAUCGCGAGGAGCUCGAAAAGGACGGGAACCCAGGUCGACAGGUCGAGGUCCGAGAUAUCGAUGUCAAGGUUUCAGAGGUUUUGGAGAAGGUUGCAGCACGCCAUAACACUAUCAUUACGGGUGUAGCACUUUCCUAUCUCCUCCACAAAUUCCCUUAUGUCUCGCCGAUUGUUGGUGGGCGGAAGGUUGAGCAUUUGGAGGGAAAUAUUGACGCUUUGAGGCUGCAGCUUUCCAAGGAGGAAAUUGAUGAGAUUGAGGGUGCUUAUGAGUUUGAUUAUGGGUUCCCCAUGAAUUUCCUUGUUAAGAGUGAGAAGAAGGAGGCGCAUCCUAGUUAUUCUUAUUGGAUGAGUAUGGCGGCUAGGUUUGACUAUCCUGAUCUUGUUCGGCCUCCUGCUGUAAAGUCGGUGGAUGAGGCUUGA
Penicillium pulvis is the source of this 1149-nucleotide messenger RNA. Its product is annotated as Norsolorinic acid reductase B. The record is from RefSeq and is a predicted model, not a curated record. Lineage: Eukaryota; Fungi; Ascomycota; Eurotiomycetes; Eurotiales; Aspergillaceae. The transcript has 4 exons. Bases 1 to 1149 code for a protein of 382 amino acids.